Molecule: messenger RNA, 956 nt
Organism: Paramecium pentaurelia
Lineage: Eukaryota; Ciliophora; Oligohymenophorea; Peniculida; Parameciidae
Source: the annotation of a GenBank genome assembly
AAUGUAAUAACGAGAUUAAGUUGAAGUAAGAAAAAACAAUAAAUAUAAAUUAGGACAAGAAGCCUUUAAUGGAUGGACUAUUGGACAUGUUUGUUAGAAAAUCUGCUAUAACAAAUACAAUGUAGUAGGUAAUAUCAAUCACAGAACCAAUAAUCAACAGAGGACCUAGUAUUGAGGAAUAGCAAACUUAGAUAUAGGAGAAUUAAUUCAAAUAUAUAUUGGUAUUAAUGAUUCAUUUUGGUGUUGCAUUAUUGAUGAUUGGAUUAUUAACACAUUUCAAUUUUAAAGAAUAGAUAUAGCAAAUACCAUUUAUUAUUUGGGUUGUGCUUUUGAUGCUUUAUAUAUUAUCAAUAGCAUUAGCAUAAUUUAGUGAAACAUCAACUCAAAAGUAACCUAAAAACGUAUUUUUAUUUGUAAAAUUUAAUAAAUUAAAAAAAAUAGGGAGUUAAUACUAUAGUGAGAUUAUUUUGGUUUGUAUAUGCAGUAGUCUUAUAUCCAUAAUUGAAUUUGGAAGUUGUUAUUGGUUUAAUACUUAUCAACUUAAUUAUAAUUUUACUUUGUUUCCAUUUAGAUAAAUCAGAAGGUAUUAAAAAUUGCUUCCUUGUAUCUGAUUAACCAUGGAGGUACUUAAUUAGUAUUUAAAUUAUUAAUUAGAAUAUCAUUUGUACUUUUGUUUGAAAUCUUAUUUGUGGGUUUAUAUUUGAAUAUAUAGGAUGCUCCAUCAGCAAUUAUUUGGUAUAAUAAAAAUAUUACAUAUAUUAGGAUUUUAGUAUUGUUUGUUUUAUAUUCAUUUAUAUUGAUGAAUAUAUAAUUGGUGGAAUUUAGAAGACAUUUAGCUAAGAAUGGAAACAUAUAUUUAUUAUCUUAAAUGUACUUUGAUGGUGACAUAGUGUUUCCAUGUUAUUUCUUAUAACAUCAUUUAUUAUGCACUAGUGAAAGAAGUAUUUUAAGAUGAU